CCCAAACUAUCGUAAUUGUUCCGAGUCCCCGUCAUUAUGCAGCUGUCUAUCAUCACCGUCCUCGCCCUCCAGGCUAUCGGCGCCGUCGCCGCUCCUGUCGCCGCCCCGGCCGUAGACUACGCCGACCUCGCCAAGGACUCGAUUUACAUCAAGUCCGUUAACACGUACAAGCGCAGAGAGGAGGAUAAGCGCGAAGCCAGCUACGCCGACGCCGCAAAGGCCAACAUCAUCAUCAAGUCUGCUGGUACCUACAAGCGAGACGAGGAGAAGCGUGCCCCCGAGGCCGACUACGCCGACCUCGCCAAGGACUCCAUCUACAUCAAGUCCGUCAGCACUUACAAGCGUGGCGAAGAGGAGAAGCGUGAGCCUAGCUACGCUGAUGCCGCAAAGGCCAACAUCAUCAUUAAGUCUGCUGGAACUUACAAGAGGGAUGAAGAGAAGCGGGAGCCCAGCUACGCCGACGCGGCGAAGGCCAGCAUCAUUAUUAAGUCGGCCGGAACCUACAAGAGAGACGAGGAGAAGCGGGAGGCCGGAUACGAGCAGCUUGCCAAGGACUCUAUUAAGAUCAAGGCCGUCAACACCUACUAGACUGGCGAGGAAAUGCUUGACGAAGAGUAAGCGAGUGCGAUGGAAGACUUGACCAGGUCUAGGGCUUGCAAGUUACGAAUCACUUGACUUUACCACGCUCGUUAAUGCACAUCAUCGGUAUCAAUUACCCACAUCAUGCUCUACAUGUAUACAUGUGCACUUCGUCAUCCUCAUCGCUCCUAUACAAGCCCAG
This is a messenger RNA of Colletotrichum scovillei, 781 nucleotides long. RefSeq lists its product as uncharacterized. The transcript has a single exon. Bases 37 to 588 code for a protein of 183 amino acids. The record is from RefSeq and is a predicted model, not a curated record. NCBI's taxonomy places the organism in Eukaryota, Fungi, Ascomycota, Sordariomycetes, Glomerellales, Glomerellaceae.